Molecule: messenger RNA, 3783 nt
Organism: Pseudozyma flocculosa PF-1
Lineage: Eukaryota; Fungi; Basidiomycota; Ustilaginomycetes; Ustilaginales; Ustilaginaceae
Exons: 3
Coding region: 1-3783 (1260 amino acids)
Biological process (GO): protein dephosphorylation; DNA damage response
Cellular component (GO): nucleoplasm; protein phosphatase 4 complex
Molecular function (GO): protein phosphatase activator activity
Source: RefSeq, a predicted model, not a curated record
AUGGCGUCAGAAGGGGACGAAAGCUUCAAGCUCGGGUCUGGGCAGUCGGUCGAGUCGCCUUCCGUUGCGCCACAGCAGCCGGAUCAGGGCACAGCGGCAGCCGGGCCGGCGUCUGACAUGAACGACGGUCCAGAGGCUAGGAGGGAUGCCAUGGAGGUCGACAAGGAGCUCUCGACUGAGACUCAAGGUGUUGACGCUGCCGCCGCGACGACGGCAGCGACGGCGACGACAGCGACGACGUCAACGAGUGCGGACGCCGACAACGGGCAGCUUGGCACGCCUUCGACGUCGACAAUGCCGGCUGCAGAUGCGGUGCCAUCGCAGAUGGAUGCAGAGCCGGGCUCAGGGCCAUCUCUGGAACAGUCGCUCUUGGUCGUCACGGCGCCGUACGAGACUGGACUGGUUCAACACGCCGCCGCGGGGAUAGAGGCUGGGCCUGGGCAGCAGGAUCUGAUCAGCGGGCCCUUGACGAGCAUUCCCGGAGAGAUGCUCGGCGUCCACCUGCAAGAUACGGCCAUCGAGGGCGGCGAGGCGCUCGGCCCACAGCAGCACGUCCUGGCUCCCGAUCAGUACGCCGCGGUCGGCGUCAACGGUACGAUGCCCUCGAUGCUGGCGAGCUCCACCAUCCCGCUCGAGGAGGAUGCCUCGGGGGAUCUCUCGACGUCGUCCAACGAGACGCUCACGCUGACGUCGACAGUGUCAAGAGGCAACUAUCACCAGUGCGGCUCGGCGCGGCGGGUCAAGGUGUACGAGCUCCAGGGCGAGAUCUGGCACGACCGCGGAACCGGCUACUGCGCCGGCGUUUACGAUGAGACGGUCGACGAGGCGCUGCUGGUGGCCCGCAAGGAGGACAAGUGCCAGUUCCUCGAUGGAGUUGACAUCCAGAGCGACCUCGACGACGACGAGGCUGGCAUGGCGGACCUCGGCGGCGAAGGUCUCGGGCAUCGCGAGGGCGGCGUCAAGGAGCGACCGUGCCAGUUCGUUGUCGUCGUCAGCGAGAACCUGGAGACCGAAGACGUGCUGCUGGCGUCCAAAGUGGUCCGCGAGGAGGUCUACCAGAGGCAGCAGGAGACGCUCGUCGUCUGGACCGAACCCGGCGGAGCGGACAUGGCGCUCUCGUUCCAGGAGCCCGAGGGCUGCAACGAGGUGUGGGAGUUCCUCACCGAGGUCCAAAAGCACUUUGCCCGGCUCGCCGAGGAGGCGCUCUCCGACUCGCCGCCGACGACGCCCAACCAGCAGCCGAUGACGGGUGCGCUUGGCGUCUCGGGAUCCGGCUUCGGCAUGGACAGCUUCGUCAGCCACGACGGCUCCUUUGUUGGGCUGCCGGACCCCGAAUUGGGCAACCUCGACGCCAUCGAGAUGACGCUCAAGGACGCCGCCACCCGGAGCCCCUUCAUGCGCGAAAAGGUGGCCAUCUGGCUGCUGCGGGAGCACUAUAUCAAGAAGCUGAUCCCGGUCUUUGAGGACGCCGAGGAGCUCGAGGCGCUGCCGUCGCUUCAUCUCCUCUGCCUCAUCAUGCAGACGAUCCUGAUGCUCAACGACAACGUCAUCUUCGAGUACGUGCUGCAGGACGAGGUGUUUUUAGGCGUCGUCGGCAUGCUCGAGUACGACCCCGAGUUCCCGCGCCUCAAGGCCAGCUACCGCGACUACCUCCGCGACCGCGCGCAGUUCAAGCAGGUGGUCGAGAUCGCCGAUCCCAUGAUCGUUGCCAAGAUCCACCAGACCUACCGCCUCCUCUACCUCAAGGACGUCAUACUGGCACGCGUGCUCGACGACCCAACGUUUUCCAUCCUCAACUCGUUUGUCUUUUUCCACCAGAGCGAUAUCGUCAAUUACUGCGGCCAGAACGAGGCGUUCCUCGGGCAGCUCUUCGGCCUGCUGGGCAGCCCGGACGAGUCCGACGAGCGCAAGUCGGAGGGCGUCCUCUUCCUGCAGCAGCUCUGCGGCAUGGGCAAGCAGAUCCAGUUGCCGGCCCGGCUCGCCCUAUACCGGACCCUAUCCGAGCGCGGCCUGCUCAAGGUGGUCCAGUACGCCCUGGAGCGCCUCGAUCAGCACAUCCGCAACGCCGCCGCCGAGAUCCUGAUGACGAUCAUCGAAUACGACGCCAACGGCGUGCGCAGCCACGUCGUGGCCCAGGUCGACCAGGGCGAGCGACCGCUGAUCAGCAUGCUCAUCGACCUGCUCCACGCCGAGGAGGACCUCGGCCUCAAGGCGCAGAUGGCGGAGGCAAUGCGCAUCAUCUUUGAUGUCGGCGAGGGCGGGCCGAUGGCGGCUCAGGCCCAGCUGCUGGGUAGCGUCGUCAACAGCAAGAUCAAGGCCGACUCGGAUCGGGACCGCUUCCUCACGUGGAUCUACGAGACCGAGAUCGCAAGGCUGUGCUCGCCCUUCAACUCGCUGCCGGACGUCCGCGUGCUGUCCAAGGGCGAGAAGCUUGCCCCGCAACCGCGCGCCCGCUCCGCCCUCUACGGCCACCUCUGCGACCUGCUGUGCUACAUGAUCGUGCACCACACCUUCCGCAGCCAGUACUUUGUCCUCACGUCCGAGAUCUCGAAAAAGGUCGGCUCGUUGCUGCACUCCAAGGAGAAGCACAUCCGUCUCUCGGCGCUGCGCUUCUUCAAGCACUGCCUCGCGAGCAACAACCAGUUUACCAACCGCCACUUCAUCAAGAUCGAGCUCUUCUCGACCAUCCUCGGCUUGGUCGAGUCCGAGGCCGACAGGAACAAUCUGGUCUGCUCUGCCUGCCUCGACUUUUUCGAGCUGAUGAGAAAGGCCAAUAUGAAGCAGCUCAUCAACCAUUGCAUGGAGCGUCACGGCGCCAGGAUGCGCCAGCUUGCAUCUUCGCCCAAUGUCGGCGCCUGCUUCUCCGCCAUCGUAUCUCAGUGGGAGAAGAAUGUCGAGCCCGCCGUGGCCAGCUCCGACGACACGGCGACGGCGCAGGCUCAAGCCGAGGAAAAGGCCAGGCAGCAACGCGACCUCGCAAGGAGAGGAGCGACGCGGACCGAUAUGGACUCGGACGAGGAGAGCUACUUCAACACCGCCGACGACGAAGAGGACCAAGGAUCGUCUUCGACUAGUAGUGCAUCUGCGCCUACAAGCUCCAACGUCAUCGGACUCGUGCCCUACGACGACGACGACGAUGAUGACGACGACGGCGGAGCAGCCGCUGGCGCAGAGGCGUCGGCACCGUCGCCUCGGGAACAGCAGACGCCGCCGAAGCUCUCUGAAAAGCGCCGGCGAGAGGACGAGGAAGAGGAAGAGGAUAUGGUGGGACGCCUUGCGAAGCGGAAGAACGGCAAGCAAAAGACCAAGCAGAAGCGCGGCAGCGGCAACGAGGGCGACGACGGUUGCGACGACGGCACGCAGGAGCCUGGCGGUUUCAUCCGCAGCGUCGCCAACACCAUCAGCAGCACGUUUGGAGUGGGCAGCAACGGAGGAUCCGGACGCGGCAAGGGCAAGAACGGCGGCGGCUCGGCCUCUCCUUCUGGCACCUCGUCGGGCUCGCCCUCGCCGUCGGCGGCGAGAUCAGGGUCUCGAUCUGCCGGCUCGACACCGACAAAGGGGCCUGGGACGAAGGCCGAAGCGGGCGGUACGCCGUCGUCCAGCUCCGAUCCCGGCGCAUCGCCCAACCGACGGGGCAAGGACGCCGGCGGCAAGAAGGAGAAUGGGCACGCGGGCGUCGGCGGCAUCAAAAAGAUUUCCCUGGGGCUAUCGACGAGCUCCAAGAAGAUGGCGGCGCAGAGCAGCCCGGACGGCAGCGAUGCGACCGUGGGCAGCAAGAAGUGA